AUGUUGCAGGCAUCCUCAUACAAGUUUUUGGAGACACGUCACAUGAUUUAUAAGUCUGAACCAACUCCCGCUGCUGCUAUGACAAUACCAUUCACCAUUUCGUCUCCAGCAGCAACUGUUGGUAGCUUACGUGUGGGAUUAACCAGUCCACCACCUCCCCAGCCGCCACCUUCCAGUUUUACUCCACAACCCACAGCUUCUAUUUCUGUCGUACCAUCCCAGUCUUCGCCUCCUUCCCACUCGAUUCCUUCCACCAACAGUGACACGAAUCAGCUGUCUAUCGAAACAGAACCCGUUUACUCAAAUCCUGAUAAAGCUAAUGCCGUGCAAGGCUCUCGCCGCCGAAAAGCCACAACCCCUAGUUUGCCAGGUGGGCGUCUUCGUGCGCACGUGUGUCUGGUUAUUGAUCCUGCGUCCUCGCAGCACACACAGCUCUGGCGGCAACUGUGCCCACAUUCCCCCUCCCCCUCCCGCCGAUGUUCCCAUCAUCAAGCGCGCUAUGUGCACAUUAACACGGUUCGGUCGAAUGCACGCGCGCGCGUAAAUACUCGGGUGAAGUGCGUGCGUGCGUGUGCGCUUCGCACUGACACACGCGAGCGCUCUGACCGGGCUAUGACGGUGACAGCAGAAGUGCGGGGUGAUUGGUGGGGAAAAGAGACGCCCAGUGCGGGUGGUGGUAGUGGGGGGGGGGAGAGGGUUGGCUGCACAGCGCCUGACUCACUUCCUGACGGAGCAGUCGCUUUCUCUGGGAAUUCGCCCGUGCACUCGCGACGCAAGCCGCCGAAGAAGACGUGGCGGAUUGCUGUGCGAAAACGAAUAUCGACCCGUGCUCCUGCUCGCACGCUGCAGCGCUUAGUUGGCCGUCCGCAAGCAAGCGAUUGCAAACUUAAGCAACUCAGCCACCAUACAGAUGUCUGCGCCAAAGUUGCACCCUCAGUGCUCACGUCGCGCGCGCUGGUACCUGAGUCGCCUUCUGGACCAGUGGCCAUUGAACGCGGCACGCGUAUUAAUGGAAAGCUACGCGCGUUAGCCCUAACUGUGAAUGGUGACGCUGAGGAUCUGGUGGAACAGAUGUGCAAGAAGAGGAAGUUAGAGCCACCGAUGGUGAAUGGCGAGGUACAGCAGGCAGCCACACACAUUCGCCCACAUUCGGCCAUGGUUUGCAAUGUUAAUGACCUUGUGGAGGUGCUUAAGUGUCAGCAUGCACAGCAGCAGCAGCAGCAGCAGCACGCAGCUAACGCAAUGGGCGAAGUGGAUGAGGUUUCCAACACCACUCCCAAAGUCACCACAGCCAUUAUGAUGGACGCGAAUUCGGCCAAGAACCUCGUUACUCAGUUGCUCGCAGCAGCCGCAGCUGGGCAGGGCCGAAUUGAACUCGGCGGCACCGCUCCUCUUCCCCUCUCUGGUGAGCAGGCGCUCGACAUGUCAGUAAGGCCUGCAGUCGACCCUCAGCAACCUCUGCAAACACAAGUAAAGACGGCGGAACUUAAGUUGGCGGAUCUAAUUCAAGCCGACCAAUUACAAUCAUCAACUACCAGCGGUCUUGACUCACUGCGCUCUGCUCUGAUGGCCCAGCUUACCGGAGCCGUUUUUCCGCCCCCUGCUGGAGUGCAGCAGAUCACGAUCGGCUUACCCUCUGCCCAGCCUCAGUCCACCCCAUCAUUCGAUAUCACCAAGGCCGAGGCAAACCCCGUAAAGCAAGUAUCAACAUCUCAACUGGUUAAUUUCUCUCAACUUCAAGCGCUGAUAUCGGCGCUGGCAAAUGUUAAGUCCUCAAACCCACCCAAGGACCCCCUGCAUGAGGCGAUUUCGUCCCAGAUGUUGCUCCACCCAGCCUCCUCCCUGAUCACGAGUACCACCUCCACUGCAACACCCCUUGUCGCCGCUGCAGUUGACGGUCUCAACUCCGGCGCCAUAAGCUUCUCCAGUGCCGGACUUGCACUGGCCUCUGCUCUUGCACCUCCCACGACAGCGAAUUCCCUUAAGGGAAUCAGCCUGCCAACUGGUGAAUUUAUUCCAGUGGCGAACCUGAUGCCAGGACAACCGACCGGCUUGGGUUCGUUUACCUUCACAAACUGCACUCCACCCAACAGUCUAGCUAAUUUCGUUACCAGCUUGGGUGGUGCUCCUGUGCCCACAUCUGCCUCAACUCCCAUUCACCGCUUCUCGGCUGAAACCAGCUCAACUAUCCAACAGCGGGCAGCCCAGCCAACGCAGCCACAUCCGGCACAACUGCCAUUCGAAGCGGCCCUCUUUGCGACUGCCGCCGCCGCUGCCGCCGGCAACCCCCUCAACAUUGUUGCUCAACCUGCACUGCAGUUUAGAACCCCGGCGUCCACCCAAGCCCAAUCUAUCAAUGGCUCUGUCGCCCCAGUUACGGUGGUCUCGUCUGUUUCCAGAAACGAAACGUCUCCCCUACUCAUCUCCCAGCCCCUACGCGAAGUCACCAGUUGCGCCAGUUUAGAGGAGGUUGGAGGGGGAACGGACACGGACACUUCUCUGACUACCGGCCUAGAAGGCGAAGAGGUUGGUGAGGAAGUCACGCUUGGCAGCCACCCAGAAAUUGAUGAGUCCGGAUCUCCUCUUAGCACAACGGGGAUUCGGAAACUCUCAAAGUCAAACCGUCGCUCCAGCAGUGGGCUGGGUACUCGUCCCCAUCGGCAAAAUUUCACCGCCCUUCAAAACCGCAUUCUAACUGACUGGUACAACUCCCACCACUACAAGCCCUAUCCAUCCACAGAAGAUACCAAAAUGCUUGCUCAGAAGUCCGAACUCACUUACUCCCAGGUGAAGAAAUGGUUCGCGAACAAGCGCGCCAGAACUUCAAACAAUGGUCUUCCGAAGCCAAUGCCCCCUACGGCUCCUGAUACGCCUUCGACAACGGCAAGCGACACCUCCGCGUUCGUUGCGGCUGCUGUAGCAGCUGCAGCCGCUGCCAACCAGCCGACUGUGCUUUCCAACGGCAACAGCGUGGUCCAGUCGCCUGCCAGCAGCAUCAUCGUCCCGUCCGGUCUCAUGAUCCGUCCAGCUGGGGCCACCCUGGCAGCCACUCUGGGAAACAGCGGACUGACCAUUCUGGCACCCCGACCACCACCACCGCCGCCGCCACCGCCGCAGCCGACACAAACGUUGCCGGCCACUUCCGGCACGGAGUUCCACACUUCCGAAGAGGCGUCUGCGCACCACUCUCCCGAGGUAUCAAAAGAAGAUAAUAGCGACCCCCCAGCCCUUACCUCAUCUCCAUCCUCCCCGACAAAUGAAAAACAAUCUACUGGAAAUGUGAGCGCAUCUUCUCCGACGUCUUCGUCUCCAGUUAUUAAAGAGGAAACGAACUAG
Messenger RNA from Mesocestoides corti, 3336 nucleotides. Lineage: Eukaryota; Metazoa; Platyhelminthes; Cestoda; Cyclophyllidea; Mesocestoididae. The record is from the annotation of a GenBank genome assembly.